UGGUAUAAUGUAUUCUAAGGUAUUGAAGAAGCUUCGAGAGUGCACCGAUUGGGAGCGGAUCUUUAAUAAUUUAACAAUAUAAAGACGGAAAGUUCUGGAGACAUUGAGGGAGAAACCCUAAAAAUAAGGAGGGGAGGGAGAGAGAGAGAGAAACAAUGGAGGAAAAGAAAGAGGAAGCCGGAGCAUCGUCGUACAGGUAUUGGGUUAGGGAAGCGACAGCAGACGCGGCUCCUCCUCCUCUUCCCCGCAAACUCAACCCCCACGACAUCGCCCACUCCGAUUCCUCUAAUCCUCCCGCCCUCGGCUCUCUCUGGAAUCGAGCUGGCACCUGGGAGGAAAAGAGUCUCACCAAAUGGGCCACCGAUCGGUUAAAGGAGUUGCUUGUAUCAGUCGGCUCCUUGGAAUUCUCUUCCGGAACCGCUGAGAUUAAGGAUGUCAGUAGAUGCGUAGGAGAUGCAUUCUUAAUUACAGUCCGAAACAAGAAAAGAGUCGGCUACACUUAUGAGAUUUCCCUCAAAUUUGAAGGGGACUGGACAUUUGAAGAUAAUAAGAAGAAGGUCAAGGGAAGGCUGGACAUUCCCGAGUUCUCUUUCGGCGAACUAGAUGAUCUCCAGUGAGAAGCAACUCUGAUAUUACAAUCCACAAGUAUCAAAGGGUGGGAGACUAAGAACGGCUGAGUGAAUCCGCUAAAGUAAAAGCAGUAAAACUCACCAUCAUCAUCAUCGAUCGUCACCAUAUCCUGGGUCUAAUACCAUUGAGAUUUCGAUGAUGUCGCACCACUCCAGUCCCCUGCAGUUAUCGUGAACUAUUUCAUACCCUUAAAGCGGAUUCAUUCAGAUGAACCCAGAUUAAAAAAACGAAGCUUUGAAAAUUAAUAUAUAGUUUCAUUACAUCUAACGUGCAAAUUAGAUUAACCUCGAUGCAUGUCAAAUUUUGAAUACCCCAUGACCUAUGGUUCAAUCGUGAAUGUAAAACUUCACUCCAUCUUUCCACCUAUUCUGUCGAUCAAGUGGUUAUAAUGACCUAAGCCCUAAAAUGAAUGGAUUCAUAAAGAAAGCAGUAAAGAUGUUUGACUGAACA
Molecule: messenger RNA, 1080 nt
Organism: Tarenaya hassleriana
Lineage: Eukaryota; Viridiplantae; Streptophyta; Magnoliopsida; Brassicales; Cleomaceae
Exons: 6
Coding region: 156-617 (153 amino acids)
Biological process (GO): protein folding; positive regulation of ATP-dependent activity
Cellular component (GO): cytosol
Molecular function (GO): ATPase activator activity; protein-folding chaperone binding
Source: RefSeq, a predicted model, not a curated record